AUGCUCCAGGGCCUUCCCUGCCUCUUUCUCCUGGGUGGCAACACGCGGCAGGAGGAGCCGAUCCCCUUGGUGCUGCGGUCUGGAGACGUCCUCAUCCUCUCCGGCUCAGCACGCCUCGCGUAUCACGGCGUCCCCAAACUCCUCUACUAUACGCCUGUUCCUCCUGCCGCAAGAGCAGCAGCAGCAAAGCCUGCUGCUGCUGCUCCUGCUGCUGCUGCUGCGGUUGCUGCUGCCAGGGGGCAUCCCUGCUGCGGUAGCAGCAGCAGCAAGAGUAGCAGCAACAGUAACGACUGCAGUAGCAGCAGCAGCAGCAGCAGCAGCAGGGACAGCAGCAGCAGCAGCAGCAGCAACAGCAGCAAGCACGAAACUGCAUGCAGCCCCGUAGAAAGUACCUCUGUGCCUCCGCAGCUGUUGCUGCUGCAGGCAGCGCAGCAGCAGCAGCAGCAGCAGCAGCAGAAGCAGGAAAAACAACAACAGCUGCAGCAGCAGCAGCAGCAGCAGCAGCAGCCGGAUCCCGAGUUGGUUGCUUUUGCAGCUUGUCUCCCUCACCUGCUGCGGGUAGAGCUCUCUCUCUGCUCUGUGCUGCAGCAGCAGCAGCAGCGGCUGGUGUACUGGCAGCAGCGGCUCGUUCAGGUGUAUAGGCAGCUGCAGCAGCUAAGAUUAAACUUCAGUUGCAGAGGAAUAUAA
This is a messenger RNA of Eimeria mitis, 687 nucleotides long. RefSeq lists its product as uncharacterized. The transcript has 4 exons. The coding region runs from base 1 to 687 and encodes 228 amino acids. The record is from RefSeq and is a predicted model, not a curated record. Gene Ontology annotation, cellular component: nucleus; cytoplasm. NCBI's taxonomy places the organism in Eukaryota, Apicomplexa, Conoidasida, Eucoccidiorida, Eimeriidae. Gene Ontology annotation, biological process: oxidative RNA demethylation. Gene Ontology annotation, molecular function: ferrous iron binding; broad specificity oxidative DNA demethylase activity; oxidative RNA demethylase activity.